Messenger RNA from Hylaeus anthracinus, 14363 nucleotides. Its product is annotated as klarsicht protein-like. Lineage: Eukaryota; Metazoa; Arthropoda; Insecta; Hymenoptera; Colletidae. Gene Ontology annotation, cellular component: membrane. The coding region runs from base 529 to 4005 and encodes 1158 amino acids. The transcript has 14 exons. The record is from RefSeq and is a predicted model, not a curated record.
GUCGUUCUCAAGGGGCACGCUUAAGAGUACCCCUACCAUUCCACUAAGUGGUAUGGUAAAUUAGUCGUAUCUCAGAUUUCUGAGAGCUUAGCGUGGACACCUCCAGCCUCGAGGUGAUAUUCUUCACCGAUUAUUAACUCGGAGUAAAGAACCUCUUCAUAUGUCGGAUGUUGGGAGUCUUACGCCGCUGGCCAGCGCGGAGAGGAUUAUCAGAUAAAGUGAUUCGGCGAUUUCGUGUUUCAGAACGUUGUACCUUACCGCUGCAGUAGCGACAGCGACGAGGAGCCAGUCACGAAGCAGCCUCGACUCAGCCGCAGACAUUCGCGGGGUUCUGGAAGGGAAUCCCCGAGUCAGUCGGCACGUUCGACGCGCUCGAGCCGCUCGAGACAGCAGAGAGCCGCGAGAUCGCGAUACUGCGAGGAUCCAGCCACGGUCAGAGCGGAUCUAUCCGACACCGACGCGUCUUCCGAGAACCGAUCGAUCAGCGAUGGAUCCUACUUCGAGGAUGAACUAUGUCAGCUCUGUGUGAUGGACACGAAGUCUGAGGGAGCGGAGGAUCGAAUUGCAACGAUUUUGGGAGAUCAAGGAGAAGAGGGUGACGUUGAAGAGGACGCGGUAAGCGAAGACGAAGAGGACGACAUGCCACCGACACCUGACACAGUGCCGAUGACAAAUUCGACGGUCAUCGAGGAGGAAUCUUGCGAUCAAAUCGACGGUCAACCCGAAAACGUCGAACAAUCGAAUAGCAAUCUUGCUACCGACGAGCCAGUGAAACGUCGUAGAACGACUGAGGAGGUCGCAUCUUUCAACACGUCCAACAGGAAGUCGAAGAAUUGCGCGACCUUCUACUUCAGACACUUGGACACCGACUCCGAGCAGAACGAGGAGCCCGCGGUGGUCGCGGAGGACUCCUCGGAGGAAGAGUGGACCUACACGUCGUCGAACGUGAACAACGACGCGGAGCAACGUAAAACGAACGUCCUGGUGGGCUUGGACUUCGGCGAGACGCCGAGGAACGGGCACAUCUGCGGGGAAACCGCGAAAACGACCGAGAAACCCGUGAAAAGCGUCGGAAUGGAGUGCGUCGACGAGACAUCAAACGAAACCGACGCGUCGUCUCAUCGCGACAAGGACAGCGACGAGGAAACGAGAAAUGACAAGAUGAGCAUCCAGAGGCUCAUUAAGGAGGUAGAGAAAUUGGUCGGGGAGGAAAGACGCGCUGGAGUGCCAAAGACGUUUCCUCAGCUCAUUCUUGACGAUAAGGGUAUAACGAACAAUCAUCGCGCUAAGUACGCUCGAAUAAAGGAGUGGUUGAAGCUGAACUCCGUGCGCGGACACGAAGGACGAUCUACGUCACAGCCGUUGGAUAGCUGCGAUGCCAGCGGCGAGUACACGACCGAGGAGUCCGACGGUGAGAGACAGUCGGUCUCGUCUGAGGAUCUGCAGAGCAGCGUCGCGACUUACCGUCGUUUCGAAGGUGCUCUGCUCGGUUGCGCGUCCCAGUCUAUGUCGCAAGAGAUAUUCGACGACGUCGACAGGACGCCGAUCAACGAGUCGCAUCCGAUGCUGGACGCGAGCACGCCGAAAGUCGUGAUGCGCUCCAAGCAGAAAACGAACGGGCCCAGACCGUGGAGCGUUUCUUGUAUCUCGCAGAUCGGUAACAACUCCAGUUUGAAUCAAACCAACGACCCGAUUUCGCAGUUCUCCAUCUCCGAGACGGCGCUCCAUCAGCUAAUUGCUACACCGCCGACCAAGUCCGUGUCCCUCGAUGCCACAGGAUCACGCAAAUCAUUCAACAAUUCGACGUCCACGUUGAUGGAGGAGUCGAUCAUCUGUCACGAUGGCCGCGUGGUUCGGAACAGCUCGUUGCGUAGGAAGAAGAGCAGGCUGCGUAAAAAGACUCUGGGCCGCAAAAGCGAAUCGAGCUCGGAGGGUGUAAACGCGAAUCAUUCAGCCGGAAGCGACGGUAGCUCGACGAAUCAGCAACGUUCGACCCGGAAGAUGAGCGGAAGCCGAACGAUACGCACGAUCUCGAGGGAUUGCCACGGACGUUUGACGACGCUGGUGAAAUCAGGCUCGUUCUCGGGGUGCACGGAUCACCAACAACUCUCCUCGGAGAGAACCAUAGUCAGCGAUCCGACACCGCCGUUCAGAUUACCCUGCUGCACUUCGGUGGCUUCGGCGUCCGAAACCGAGGGCGAGGAGCAACGUAAUUGCACGCGCGGCCGAUUCGUCUACGAGGAAAGCCUGCUGGACAACGUUCUGAACACCAAAGAGCUGUCCAAUCAACAGCUGAACGUCGACAGCGACGUGGAGAUGAACAGUCUCGGGAACAACUCGUUCUCCGAGCAAGCCUGGGAUAAUUAUCAGGAAAAAUAUAUGAGCGAGCCCUACAGCGAAGCGCCAGACGUGGAAACAGCUCGAAGACUAUUGGACUUUGGUGACGAUUACAGAAACUUCCUCGAUAGUCAAUCUGAUUGUGCAUCCAGUAUGAGCGCGGUCCCUACUAGUUCUCCGCUGCCUAGAAGUCGUAUGCAUCAUGAAAUCAUCGACACUACGGAGGACAGCGACAGCGACGUGGAGGAUGUGCGAAACGUCGUUGAAAAGUCUCAGUCCCAGCUGGCGCUCGCUGAAAAUCUGUUUUUGAGAUCGAAAGGCGGAGCAAUUCCUGAGGAUUGCACGGAAGUGGAGUGUGCGUGUAGAGAGAAUCUGAGGUGUCUUCACACGCUAUUGGAGUCCGUGAGCAAUUCAUUCCGAAGCGAAAAAUAUGUGAAACAAGUUCGUGGUACAAUGGAGAAAUGGGAGUCCUUAGCCGCCAGAGUGGAGGAAACUCAAAUGGCCAACGCGCUUCAUCGCGAAUUGACUGCUCUUCGGACGGAAUUCAAAGCGUCACGCGACAGGCUCUCCUCGCACGAGAUCGUUCUGGAGCAGCCCCACGUGUUGGACGAGCGGAUUAACCGAAUUACGGCCGAACUGGCUGCGUUGAGGGAUCGCAAGGCUGCCAUGCUGGCACUGAACGUCUCGACGCACAGACUGAUCACCGAUCUCGGUAACUCCGCGACGUUGAACUUCACCGACCUCAAAGAUGGCGUCGCAGACUUGUAUCGCGUCUGGGACGAGACUUUCCAAAAGGGCAAUCAACAAUUGUGCGCUCUGCAAGCCGUCCAGCAGUUUAGCAUUCGUUUGACGGAGUUACAGUGCGCACUGCGAAGGGACAAAGACACCCUUGCAGUAUUGGACGUGGCCCUCCAAGCGGGAGCAACAUCGGAAGUGGCUUCGUCGGUUCGUCACGUCGCCAGGCUACUGUCUGAAAAACAGGACAUCAGUUGUCAGAACGGGACAGUGCUGAAAGACGCGACCACGGAGGAGGUGAGCGGCGUCGCGACGACGAAAUUCGGCGACGCGUCUCCGAUCAGUCUAACGCAGGAAGGUGGCUCGCUCUCGGACAGUGGGAUCUCUGAUAGCGGAAGCGAGCAAGAGUUGAGCGAACGCGAGCGACGAUUGGCAGCCUUGCGACGGCUGACACGCAGCUUGGAGAACCAACUGGCGCCAGGUAGCGAGGCGCUCACCGAACUCUGGAAGAGAGUCGACGACGCCGAAACGGAGCUUCGCGACCUGCAGAAGCAUUGCCGGGAGUUGAUCGUACGCACCGCUGCCAGCGUCGAGGCGCGUGCUGCCAAACGAACCAGCAGCCAGGUCCACCAUUUCGCGGACAAGCGCAAAAAGGCCAGUUCCACGGAGAUGGCGAAAGGUGGAUCCAAGAAGAUCGUGCCGGUCGCGAAGAAGAGCGGCGCAACCGAUGGAGGAGAUCCAGAUUACGAGCCAGAGCUGCCCCACAGUUGGGUCUGGCGCAUCCUGAGGGCUGCGCUGCCCUUUCAGCUGGCCCUGGUCGCCCUCUUCUGCGCCGCCUGUCUGCUCGAGCCUCACUGCUGCGAGGCGACCAACACUCUGAAUCUUUCGCUCACCCCUCAGCUGCGUUACGUCAGAGGACCGCCGCCUGUGUGAAAACCACGUCACGCGUGGCAUAAUUUGGUAAAUCAUAGCGUGCAUCAUCCCGCGCCUCGAUACUCCGGAGGAGUGUGAACACGUUCAGGCGAACCGAUCGAUCCCUCAGUCACAAAGCGCGAUUCGAGCUGGAGAACAGCCUCGACCUAGCGUCCGCUGACCAGGUCACCGUUCGACAAUAAGAGCGCACGAUUUUCGAAAAAAUUGUUCGAUAAAAUUGUUUCGAGAAAGUCUCGAAAACGCUGCCAAUGCGCUUGUAAUUGCAAUUAUUGGGUUGAUGAACGAGGGGGAGUUUUAUUAUACUCUGUUGAUUUCUUCUGAUGGCAAUAGCGAUAGAUUGAAUUUUUUAACACCUUACGAACCGCUGAUACGAGAUUCGGUAUUCAUAUUUUGGGGAGCAUUAAUGAGGUUUUGACAGAAAGAACACUUUAGUUGAACUUUAACUAGUUUGUUCGAUUGCCAGCAUAUUAUUGUACGUGUUCAUUUUAUAUACGUAUACACCUUUGGAUAUUUGUGCAAUGAUACCUGAAUACAAUAAAAUUGAAGUCUUACCCUUCCAGAGGAAAUUCACUAGCUCUCCACCAAUCAAGACAGCUGCUCAAGGGGAAGGGGUCUUCGUUGGUGCAUGAGUUGGUUUCACCUAGAAGGCAAAGAAAUAAUGUUGUAGAGUGUACAUAUCACAAAGAAGUUAGAUUAUAGCGGAGGCAGAAAAUAUUGGUGAAUCGAGGACACUUUUCGCAACUGUUUAUCACAUGAUACGCGAUACUUUUAUACUAUAUCAUUUCGAUUCAAUAUUUGAGAGGCGAGUGGAUAUGUACCUUCUGGUUUUUGGCUUGAUUGAUUCUCAAACGCGAUUGGUACAAGCUCAUGGAACAUAGAAGGGAUUUAAGUAAUUUAGUGGGGAGAACAAAAUAGUUGGGAGGAGAUCUCUCCAUGAUCUUUAGCAACCAAUAUUUUCUGCCUCGAGUACUGAUAGGUUUUCAAUGUAAUUAUACGUACUAGGAGACUUAUGAACUGAAAAUUUGAUACUUUUAUAUUUUGUAGCGAAGAAACUCGAAACAAGUUGCAUACAUUCAAAGUAUAGUAUACAUUCAAAGAAGAAAAACAUAUUUUAUGCAUAUAUUUUGUAGUAUCUGAUGGCAGAAAAAUAUUUUUGAUAAAAGGUAUGGGUAUUGCUUCUCAUAUUCAAAACAAACAUUAUAGCAUAUAUAGUUCAAGCAAAUAUAUCAUAAUUUACUAAUGUAAUAAACGUUGCGACAUUCGAUUCAGAUCCUCUUCAAUAGCAAAUAUUAAUUAUGAAUGGGUUGCAUACAUAUUUGAUUGCCUGAUGUACUUCGUGCUAAAUUUAUUCAUAGUUACUUUACAUUCUUUUCAGUUUUAUAAUUAAUCUUGUUAUACUGAGGGUAACCCAAGUCGAAGGUUAAAUGCUUAUGAAAUAAAUAAUCCAAUGUUUGUUUUGACGAAAGAAACACUGAAAGAGAAAUACUGAAUUAGGGUACCACAAUGGGAUUCAAUGGAUUCUGAUAUUCCUUCGCGUGUUUACACCGAUUUACUUGAAACACGAUAGAGUGGAAACUACAACUUUGAAAGAAUCCUAUGACUGUAGCUUUAAUGAAAUGCACACGAGUUUAUUAUUUACAGCGCAUCAUUUUAAUACUGCUACUUUUGUAAGAAAAAAUAAUAACUACAAACUACCUGACGGCACAAACAAUAGAGACAAGUAGUGGGAUCGUCGAUGCACGAAAAAUUAAUUGUGGUACUCUAAGGUUAAUAUUUGUAACGGUCUGACUUUUUUUUUUAUUAUCAGUCAGGUUUUAUACUCAAACUAUACACGCUAUUUAUAAAUCAAAACUUUUCAAACUUUCUCAUUUUCUCAAAUUUAGCAAUAUCAUCCUUUCAUCUACGAGAAUUCGUACUUCAGCGGUUCUUAAGGUGAUUACAACAUAUUGUUACUAAUUUUGAGCGGUAAUACAGAUUCAAUAGAAUUCUGAAUACUUUCCCGAAGAACAAGUUUCUUCGUAUCUCAAAGCACAAACACAUACAUCAAUCAACCCCCAAAUUCGAGUGACUUCGAUUAGAAGAAUCACUUUUACCAAAUUGCAUCUAAACGCACCGUUAAUUUCUAAAUCACCGUGGCGCGAUCCCCGAUCUCGUCUAAUUUACAACGCAUUGGCAACCGUACACUGCCGUUAGAAUAUUUUUCAAAGCCACCGUUUGUCAAUAUCACUGGCUCAAAGACGCGACGCGACAGGAGACGUUCCUGUUUCGCGCUCGGUGAAAUUUUAGACUGCUUUAAAGAUGCAACGAAUUUGCGUUUCGCGAGAAAAGUGCGCUCGAUUGAAGUUGCGAUUAAGCGUAAACGUAACGAAACGAAAACAAAAAAAAAAAAGAAAAAGAAAAGGAAAGAAUGAAAGACGCAAAACGAGUGACUGAGCCGCGACUAAUGGUCGCGAACAAUGAGCACUACGUCAAAAAAAAGAAAAAAAGAAAAACGUAAACGAUGCCGCAAAGAUGCAUUGUUUUUUUUUUUAUACGUUUUUACAAGGUAAUAUUUAUGAGUGUAAAAUCGUAGAAGCGACGCGUGGUAAGUAUAGUUCGUGUUCUUAGUAUACCUACUGUACCCGUGUUCGCAACACGAAGCCACACGGAUGGUCAUUGGUUCUUCGAGCCAAGCAACGUCGAAACCUCGUCAGAACACGCGAACUCGUACUUCCGGAUGGAACGAUACGAGAAUAUCGACAGAUAAGGUUAACGAAGUAUUUAUAAAGAGGAAACUUUAUCUUUCCCAGUGGAUUUGCAGGCGGUAAUUAUUUAUUCUGCGAGGUCACGAGGUUUCGAGGAUGUUCGAAGCACCGAAACGAUGUGGCAUCCUUUGUUAUAUAGUAUAAAUAUUUAUUUAUAUAUGUUGCAAGUUAUAUAUAUAUAUAUAUACAUAUUAUUGUUCGUAAUUUAACGUCGAUUCAGAGAGGUGACAUUUUUAUUUUUUUUUUUUCUCGCGAGAAGAGAAACAGACCAGAUAGAUAACGACGAGUUUGUCGCUGACAGAUGAAAGUAUUUCCGAAUGUAUGAACACUUUUCAACAACUAUAUACAUAUAUAUAUAUCCAUGCAUGCGAUGUUAAACGACAGUAAUACCAUCAUUUUAUUGUUUUCAGUGAGUUUGUUUGUUUGUUUGUUUUUUUUUUUUUUUUUUUUAUAUAAUUUUGUAAAGAUGAUUGCAGCCUGCAAUGGCUAAACGACGUUGUACGCAUUUAAUGCUACCGUGGGAGAACGACAGAACCUUAGUAGACGAGAUUCUGCGUGGAAGCGGAUUAAUAUUCGUGCAGAAUAUGCACAAGAGAAAGUUGGUCUCGUUAUGAUACGACGAGGUACUUACAGCUUCGUACGUGUAAAAUUUCAAAAGAAGAAAUGGUAGCAGAGUGAGAGAAGACGCACGUAAUAUUUCCAACGUGACGGUCGAUUAAGGUUUAGCAGAAUGGAGUUUCUGCUAAAUGGAGUUCUUUCGUGAACAGAUCUCAAAAGUUCCCUUUUCGGUUACCUUGUUAAUCGAAGGGCCUCUCAGAUCGGAAAGAAACUUAAAUAGGUGGACAUCAGUUUCCUCGAUUCUAAAGAAAACACGACUUUCUCGGCUGAGACGGUUACAGUUUCUAUUUUCUUUGGAAUUCUAGAAAAUGGUGUUCCGUAAACGACGAGAACGGAGUCCUAUCGCGAGAGGCGUUGCUUCUUCGCAAACACAAAGUUUCGACGAACAAACGAAACGAAUCUUUUUGAAGUUCCUCUCGAAUUUCACACAUUCUAUUAACAAACCGAGUGAUUCAAGUGUCGCAUAAUAUUUAUUCCUCGCGAGCUCGACGGAAACCACGAAUAGACGAUCCGUCGUGAAUUUACUAACGAGGAAAUCGAGAGUUCGACGAGACGUGUGACGAUUAUCGUGACUUCUUGACGAGAUCAUGCGUCACGCUGCGGGCUAAAUGUACAAGAACGUGUACAGCGCGCUGCGAAAAGAUAGAAAAUUUGAGAAAGAGACGAUUUUCUUAGCGAAAGAAAGAAAAUUUGAGAAAGAGACGAUUUUCUUAGCGAAAGAAAGAAAAUUUGAGAAAGAGACGAUUUUCUUAGCGAAAGAAAAGUGGGAGUGUGCAAAAGUUGCACGAUCGAAGCGAAUGAUCUUCGAGGUAGGGGGCGAUUUUUAACGAGCGUUCGAACACGAACGAUACGAACGAUUCUUCGAGAGAAAUGUUCUCUGGUUCUUGCCAUUCGAGCAAAGGAUCUGUUGGAGUUCGAGAAAACCCAUCGUAUCCAAACGAUUAACGAAAUACUAUGAAAAAAUGAUUUUUUUAUACGUAUAUUGCUUCUAGUUAGUGCUUGGACUAUUGAAUUUCUACUUGUGUAAUCGUAUUUACGAGGAGUAACGACCGACGAUAUAAUGCAGUUGACACUUACGUCGGAAUUAUCAAUAAUCGCGUGUUUUGUAUUUUCGUUUCAUCGCUUUGGACGUCGCUUGUCAUCGUUUUUUGAGAGUUCUGAGUCAGUUACUCUCAUUGAACUCUAUUUUGUUACUUUGGUAGGUCUUCAUUUUAUUUUUUGGAAAUUUUGGAAAGCUAUAAUAUUUGAAUUCAAUGUUAUUUGUGUUAAUAUUUUGGUCAAAUUCGAGUUUACUAUGGAACACUGUUAUUUGAUUGACAAUCAACAGCUGCAAAAUGGCUGUUUGGUUGAAAAUCAAUAACUUGUAUUAAGAUACCCAGUUGUAGAUUCUUCAGAAAUAUUAUUUUUACACUAUCAAAUUUGUCUUAAUUAUUUGACACAUAUUAGAACAUUUAGAACUUAGAAGAAAAAAAAUCACUCUUCAGAACGACACCAAUUAGAUUAUUGUAUGUAUCAAUAUUGUCCACAUAUAUCAAUCAUCUUUUAAAUAACAGAAUUAUGUAACAGAUUAUAUAAAAACUUCUAAAACACCUCACGAUAUAUUACAACAAUUUACAUUCACAUUUUCUUUCGAUUUUUCAUUUAUACCAUAAAAAGAAAUAACUUAAUUUGAUUGUAAUUUACCUUGACAAUAAUUUCUACUUUCAAGGAAUAAUUUACCGAAGAAUCAAACUGUAAACAGAUCAAAUUAAAUUGAAUUUCAAGUUAGAUACUGACUAUCGCGACGAUUCUCCAAGUGAUUAAUGUUAGAUAGCAAUAAGGUUGUGCACGCGUUCAAAUAUACAGUUUUCAUGGACUUCCGAUUGGUUCGAUUGGAAUGAAGUGUUUGCUUGGUUUGAAGAUCCGGGCAGUGAAAAAUGUCGAUAGAAAAUCGGUGACCAAAAAAAAAAAAAUAUAUAAGGGCAAAGGUUUGGAAUUUUAUUUUUCUAUACCGUAGAGAAUAUUAUUUUUCAUAAUAACAGCGAGUAGUUUCAUUCGCUGCCUAUACGAUAGGAAUUUAGAGAGAAAGAAAGAGAAACAGAAAUCUAGAAAAAUGGGACAUACAAUUAAUCGCUUUGUAUCAUAGUUCUUAAACGGUUACAAGAACAAGAAUGGCCGAUCGAGAGCUUACAUCGAGCUCAGCAGUUCGUUUUUAAUGUAUGCAAAAGUUCAGCUACGUUUGCUCUGGUCGUGAAUUCAAUGAGAAAAAAAUAAUCCGUCAUUGUAUUUUCGCAAUACUUGAAAGCCUUACAGUUAACGCAAAAUAAAAAUUAGUAGUGUAAAUAGAUGCGUUGAGAAAGUAGCGAACUAAUCGCAAGAUAAGUUCGGAUAGUAUAUUUUCUAAAUAAAGAAAAAGAAAAAAGGAAACAGAAGUUUAUUGAUUUUCGUAGAGGAGAACGAAAUUAAAGAAGUCUAUUUUGUGAGGUAUUUUGUAUGGGGUGGGAAUUCGUAGAAGAUAGGAAGCAUAUUCUUUCGAUUUUCAUCUUGGGACGAACACAAGUGUCUUAUGCUUCAAAGUGAAACGCGAUGGGCUCUAUUUUUCAGUAAGCAAUUCGACGGAAAACGUUUCGUAUUAACGCAACAAUUAUUGGAUGAAAUCCAUGAUACUUAUCAGAUUUUCGAGCAUUGCUUAAUGGCGAACAGAGCGACUACUAUCAGUCGAUUCGAACUCUGUUGGCCACCGAAUGUCACCAAGGAGUUAUCCUCACCACUCUGUACCACAAGCACGGAGAUUCAUUAUGCCAGGAAUAGUAGAGCAGCAGAAAUGGGCAAAAUUCAUAUCUAAAUUAACGUUUCGUAUAAUUUCUAUCAUUUGUUUGUUCAAUAAUAAUUGCAACUUACGUUGAAGAGCUGACUUUCUUAAUAAUUACUCGAUAUAUACCUUUUUAAGCUAAAGUUUGUUAUUAUUAUUAAUAGACGUAACUAGAGAAUCAAACUUUAUUUACAAAAAUAUGGGGCAUACGUAAUUACGAAUGCAAGACAUUUUGACCGUUGCAAUCGAAACAAUUUGCAAGUAUCAAUGAAGAAAAUAAUUGAGAAGAAGCGCAUAUUUAGAAUUUUAUGUUUUCUGCGAUUUUUGAAAGAAGCUCUCCAAUUAUAAACUGUAAUUAUAUUUCACGUUGAACGAAUGUAAAUUUACUCCGAUAAAUGUUCGAUUGAAUAAACUCUCUAAAGCGUUAUCAGAUAGACGUUCAUUGUCUCAAUGAAAUUUUAUUUGAAUAAUAAAUGAUUGGUAAAGCCAAUUCAUCGAAAUUUAUUCCUGACGUUUAUUCUACCGAACAUUUAAAUUACUAUUCGUUUCUAUAUUUGUUCCAGAAUAAAUAUCUGUCAAUUCUUUCAUAAAAACUAGAGAAAUAUUUCCACGAGUUUCUGACGUCUUCCGGAUAGUGGGGGUGACCUUCCGCGGCCAAUCGAUCUCGACGCGACUUUGCGAGGUUUUCUUUUAGUAAAAUGACGAAAGGUUCGCGCGACGCGCCGCUCGCAGUCGCUAGAUAUGAAAUUAGGAGUGCUUAGAUAUUUCGCACGAUGCUUACUGUGUAAGCGUACACGUUUAACGAGUGUGUUAUCGUGUUUAGCGUUAAUAUAAAACCUCUGUCGAGAUGCUUCACGCGGUUCGUGGAAUGCACAACGCGUUUCGCAGACUUCGGUUUUGUAUUUCUGGAGACGUUUGUGCACGCCUGUGCGUUCUGGGCGUCUUAGACCGUAUUUACGUUGACACCGAGAAUCGAGAGCUUCGAAUCAGCCCAAGCCGGAGCUGAUCGAGCUGGAGAGCAUAGUAACGUUCGUGAUACCGCGUCGUAUCGGACGAUUGUGUCUUUUUGUAUGAUACUAGAAAAAAAGAAAAAUAGAAAAAGUGGUAGAAAAAAAAAACGAAGAUACGAAGGUGCGAAGAAGAAGAAGAAUGAUCGUUGAGGUCAUCGAACGAAUGUACCGAAUGAUCUGUACUUACGUGUUCUCGAUCGCGACAGAUAACGGUGACCAUGCGUUGCAUGUACGCAUGCUAAUACACGAAAACACAAACAUAUACACACAAGAAGAGCUUAAGAGUACAGAGUUUAAAAUUUAAGCGCCGGUUGUAUUCCCUACAUACGCCUAAUGAUUUUUUUAUUCUUGACAUCUGCAAGAGGACCCUCUUCGGAGUCACUUGUGUUAGAGAGAGAACUUAAACGACGAAAAUGGAGCGAUUUUUCUUUCUUUUUUUGCUAAAUGAUCGAUAUGAGUGGUAAUUAUUCAGAGAAAUUUAGAAUUGAUCUUCUGUUCAUCUUUUCCGUUAGGAUGAAUGGAUAAAUGCAUUUAUAGCGUAUAUUAACGAGGAAACCAAGAGCAAGACGUAUUUACAUAAGUAUUUCAUAAAUUAGUAUAAUAAUAUCGAUAAUAUUUCAUUUUGCAUAAACGCAUAUAACUAUUUUGCGUAUGGUUUUCAUAUUAGCAUACGCUAUAAAUUCACGUACCCUUCGGUGUACCACUUCAAGGUGUCCGUAAUGUGUAUCAUUAAAAUCUUAUUUUAUCCUUUUCAGUUUUCGAGACCUCGAAAUCACUUUCUAUGUGGGAAAGCUCAUCUAACCUUUGUAUUCAAUGUGUCUCGAUAUUUAAACAAAUAUUAUUUUUCCCUUUUAAAUAAAGUAUUUUCGAAUACUUUGCAUCGAAGUGUCGAUUUUCAAGAUUAUCCCUGAGAAGGAUAACAAAUAAAAUUUUAAUCGAAACUACAUUAAUUAGAAUUAAUAUUCUACGAAAGGAAGUGAAAUUUACUUUAAUUAUCGUUCGCGAAAAAGUGCUUCAUUUUCACCGCAAUAAAGAGCAUUAUCGUGCACCUUGCGGGAUCUAUCGCGCGGCGUAUUAUUUUUUGAAAAGCCACAGACGCCUCUAACGUUGCCAGUUAGGCAUCGGUUAAAUAGAACGUUGCGCGCCAAGUUCCAUGGUUUCACGAGUCUUUGGUUCAUCGAAUUUACGUUUUACACUCAAUGUCUAUGACUCGGCCGUUUGGCUCCACGAACGUUGAAUGGAAAAACUGGACUCGACGAACACGAGGCUUGCCUCGCCAGCCUUAUUUACCUAUGAUAAUGUGUAUAAUGUACCUGAGAAAUCAAAAUAUUACUUAGAUACAGUAAAACGAGAGGUAUCGUUACUUCUCUCUCCGUUGCAUAUUCACGCCUGUAAUCGUAAAUGAUCGUGUCGUGCUUAUACCAAGCUUGAUUUGUCGCGAAAUGUAUUCACCUGCGUUGCUAAUUUAGCAGCUACUUAGAUAUACGUUGCAUGCGGUUUUUUUACUUUUAACGAAAAUUAUGAUACUGUUAGGCGAUGUGUAAACGUAUUGAUAUGUAUUUUGGGGGAAAAAUCUAUAAAAAGAAAAGAAAAGAUACAUUUACGGUUCGCCGACGAACGUUAUUAUCAUAAUAGUCGAUAUUUUUAUGGAGGGCCGCAGUUUCUGGCGAAAUUCACGACCAAUUGAACGCGUGAAUUUUAUGCAUACGCGACGUGUGCGAGUACGGGAAAAUAUAUUCAAGAACUGAUGCAGGAUGUGCGUUUAUGCAAAAUAAUACUAAAACAGUAUUAUCGGGAAGCAGAAUCCUCCGGAAAUUAAUUAAAGUAGCUUCAAUUUUUAAUGAUAAUUCGUGAAUAGCGAAUAUAAAAUUUGUUAAAUUCGAUGCUUGAGAAAUAAAUUAAACAUCCAUAAAUUAAAAUGCAAAACAAUAUUACAUAGUAUUAUUAGGAAAUUAAUUAAAGUAGCAUCAAUUUUUAAUGGUAAUUCGUGAAUAGACGAUAUAAAAUUUUUUAAAUAUAUCAAGUGAUUACAUUAAAGAUAUGAGAACUAAUUACAUUGAAUGCUUAAGAAAUAAGUUAAAAAGCCAUCACUGCUCUCCUUUUGAUUGAAUUACCAAAUCGACUGACAAACUAUUUACUUUCAUACGUUUUGUACAUGUUUCCCCGUAUUAGUACACGCCGUAGAUGCACAAAAUUCGCAAUCCAAUUCCAAAUCCCAAUCAAUUUUGCACGCUGUUGCGAAUUUUCCAAAAAAGAAACUGCGGUCCAUUUUGCGACAAAGCUAUCGAACGUAUACCAUCGAAAGUACGAUCGCCUGUUUGUAUUGCGUCUGCUUAAAACUACAAGCGAAAUCAACCCUCUGCGAACCUCUUUUUCAUAGUAUUACGAAUCAGUAUAUUUUUGCAUCGACGCCAAAAAGAAAAUGUAUGCUUACGUCGAUUGAAGCACUUUUCAUAUCAUAACGAAAAACAAGUUGAUUCGCGGAAGAUUGAACUCGAUUGUGUCGAUAAAGUUUCAUUCGAACAUCUCGAAGACGCUAUUGUACUUUAAGUAGCGUGUAUGCUUUACGUUUUAUUUUACAGUUAGGCGCCGUAAUGUCGGACGUAAACUUAUUGGAUGACGAUGAUCGUGUCUACGAUCGAUGCAACUGGUUUUUUCUUCUUUUUUUUUUGUUCAAUGUUAUCGUUAAGCCCAUCCAUGAAUUUCGCCGGUGGUUCGUUCUGCCGUUUAAUUUUGUAAACUUUGCGUCAGUUACUGCGCCGAAAUGGAUUGUCUCGCCCGCAAAGAAACACGUUCGUUUAAAUUGCACUAUAAAUCACAGUUUCGUUACAUUAUUUCUUUAUCUUUUUUUUUUUUUCCUUUAUUUUGAAACGAUCAGGUUUGGUUCAUUUCGAAAAGCAAUAUCAAACAGACGUGUUUCCGCACGGUUACGUAUCUCUUCCCAUUUUUAUAUACUUAUCGUUAAUUUUAUUUUGCUCAGACUCGUGCAAUUUUGCCAUUCACGAUGUGCUCCGUUUCAGACACGCGCUCCAUUCGCAUAAAAAAUUCACUUCAUCGAAUCAUCAUUCACAUGUCAUUGCGUCUAUAAUAUCGUAUACUUAUAUCCGAUCAAUAACGAUAAUAUUUUCUACGAUUACGGAGUAUUCUAGUGUAUUUUGGCACUAUGGAGAAAAUAAAUUACAGUUUUGGACAACA